AUGAAUGAAAGUAGAUCAGGUUUUAAUAUUAAUAAUAAGACUUUUGUAACAAAAAAUAUUUCAGCUUUACUUAAGCAACUAGAAACCUUGAAAAGACUUCAAAUUGCUUGUAACAAAGAGGAUGAUACUUCUAGUUCAGAGACAGAAGGUACUGAUAAUAAG
Molecule: messenger RNA, 162 nt
Organism: Cetraspora pellucida
Lineage: Eukaryota; Fungi; Glomeromycota; Glomeromycetes; Diversisporales; Gigasporaceae
Source: the annotation of a GenBank genome assembly